AUGUUUUAUCUAACGAAGAUUCAUAUCUUUGCUACCGCUCAGUUCAAGGGUUGGCCAGAGGAGAGCGACGCGUCUACCCGUGAACCAGCGACGACCAUCCCAUCUCCUACCAAAGUCCUGUACAAAGCGAGAGCCCGACUCGCUUUCCAAACCGGCAAAGUUGUCGAGGUCAUUCAAGAAUCCAGAUUUCCUGAGAAUUCUGCUAGAAACUGCGACCUCGACGUCAAUACCGUCCGAGUCCGCCUCAACGUCAAGCCGGGUACGAACACACAUAUAUUUCCUCGAUUCGGCUCGAUAGUAGGACGAAAGCCGCCUGGUCCAUCCCCUUUGCGCAAUUGCCAGGUAGCCCCUCCACCUUCACGCUCGCCGAUGUUUCUUUCUUCCACUGCUCAUCUAAAUCAUACUCGCUGCCCCGUUCAGUCCAAGUUCGCUUACGAUCUGCUACCACCAUCUGAACCUGCCUUUGGUCUUACGGUCCGUGCUCGUCAUCGCGCCUUCAAGUAA
Mycena indigotica is the source of this 504-nucleotide messenger RNA. RefSeq lists its product as uncharacterized. The record is from RefSeq and is a predicted model, not a curated record. Bases 1 to 504 code for a protein of 167 amino acids. The transcript has 4 exons. NCBI's taxonomy places the organism in Eukaryota, Fungi, Basidiomycota, Agaricomycetes, Agaricales, Mycenaceae.